CGUAUCCGUAUCCGUGUAAAGAUGGCGGAACUAGAUGAGUCUAGCAAGCCUUUGUUUGCAGGUUUGUCUGACAUCUCAAUUUCAGAGGACAUCCCAGUGGAGGGAGAUAUAUCUGUGCCUGUGGGCUCGCAGAAUGCUGACAACGAUCUCUCGACGCUGGAUGAGCCUGUCAAAGACACUAUUCUGAGGGAUCUAAGAGCCAUUGGACAAAAGUUUGUCCAUGUUAUGUACCCCAAGAAAAGUUCUGCACUACUCAGAGACUGGGACUUAUGGGGACCUCUUAUCCUCUGUGUGACUCUGGCCUUAAUGCUGCAGAGUGGGUCUGCUGACAGUGAGGAGGAUGGCAGACCACAGUUUGCAGAAGUCUUUGUCAUCAUCUGGUUUGGUUCUGUAAUCAUCACCCUCAACUCCAAACUCCUGGGAGGAACUAUAUCAUUUUUCCAGAGUCUGUGUGUGUUGGGGUACUGUAUUCUUCCUCUGACUGUGGCCAUGAUAGUUUGCCGUAUCGUUCUUCUGGGGGGCUCAGGCAUCAUCGGUUUUGCUGUCCGUCUUAUAGUUGUCACCGCAUCCUUCAGUUGGUCAACAUUUGCCUCCACAGCAUUUCUUGCAGACAGCCAACCGGCCAAUAGGAAAGCCCUGGUCGUGUAUCCAGUGUUCCUGUUCUACUUUGUGAUUGGCUGGAUGAUCUUGACAUUUUCGCCUUCUCAUUAGCAUAUAUAUACCCUACGCCAAUUGCAAAAUGAACUCCUCUUCUUUAAUAAGACAACCAGCAGACCAUCUGGAGCUGGCCAGUGAUUGGCCAAGCCUAAAAACAGGCGGAGCACUUUGAUGGACAUUCAGAAAGGGACUGAAGACAGUAAGGGGAUAAUGGCAUAGAUAUCACUCCUCCCCAUCCCUCAUUCAGUUGGAUAAGAGGAGAGGAAAUGAGUAGAGGAGACUAAUUCUUCAGCGCUACUAAUUUAACAACAGCCUACAUGUCUUCAUUAUGUGAAUCUUUUGUAGUGUGAGGAACGUUAGUGCCCCUUCUGAGCAGUUCCAGAUGUACUCACACCCUUAACACGGAGCCGUACUAUCUUCUGUGUGUCUCGGGUAGGACUUUAUGUGUGGA
Molecule: messenger RNA, 1108 nt
Organism: Rhinichthys klamathensis goyatoka
Lineage: Eukaryota; Metazoa; Chordata; Actinopteri; Cypriniformes; Leuciscidae
Gene: yipf6
Product: Yip1 domain family, member 6
Exons: 7
Coding region: 22-711 (229 amino acids)
Biological process (GO): endoplasmic reticulum to Golgi vesicle-mediated transport
Cellular component (GO): membrane; trans-Golgi network
Source: RefSeq, a predicted model, not a curated record